UCGCUUCACUAGUUGCUCGGCGAGGGGGGCGCGUCUCGGGGACCAGUUCGCGACGUCCUUCUCCGGAUUCAGUCGUCGUGUGGACACCGACCGGCAAACUUUCAAAAGCGCACUGGUAAGCGCUGAUGGCUCCGACGUACGGCUACUGGGACCUUCGCGGGCUGGGCCAGCCCGUCCGCAACCUGCUCGUCUACAAGGGCGUGCAGUUUGAGGACAAGCGGUACAAGUUCGGCCCGGCGCCCGACUACGACCGUGAGCAGUGGCUCAAGGAGAAGUUCACGCUGGGGCUCCGGUUCCCCAACCUGCCCUACUACGUCGACGACGACGUCAAGAUGACGCAGAGCAUGGCCAUCAUUCGUUACCUGGCCAGAAAGCACGACCUCGCGGCGAGGAACGAGAAAGAGACCCAGGAGUUGGACAUGAUCGAGCAGCAGGCGCGCGACUUGGCCUGGAACCUGGUGAUGGCCGUGCACUCGCCAAACUACCCGGAGUCUCGUCGCAAGUACGAGGAGAACAUGGAGAACGCGCUGCGGCCUUGGGACGAGCUGCUGCAGGGCAAGCUGUGGGUGCUGGGAGACCGGCUCACCUACGUCGACUUCCUGGCAUACGAGGCGCUCGACUGGAACUACGAGCUGAACGCCAACGUGUUCCAGGGCUUCCCCAUUCUGGUCGCGUACAUGAAGCGCUUCGAGGAGCUGCCCAACCUCCGGCAGUACUUCUCGUCGGGAAAGUACCACAAGUACCCCAUACUGGGACCCAUGGUCAAGUGGGGAUUCAAGAAGCAAUAGUGGAGCUGCGCCGAUCGCUGCGCGCCCUCGGCACCCACCACUUGUAUACUUCAACGUGGCACGCCGAACGGGCUCAAAGCACAUCUUUCGAGAAGACCCACCAAAGUACUGACGUCCGUGGCAAAUGACAUUGAGGCAGUGAUACUACCACGCCACCGAACUUCAGUUAUCUUGCACGCACUCUGAAGGCAUGGAUUGAGGACGACACACACACCAUCACCAUUUCUCAAUCCAUGGAGUACAGCUUAUAAAGGCACAAAAUGUGAGAGUACUUCAUUGGUAAACACGAGGACUCGUAAAAAUAAAUUUGAUACUGAAACUUUA
Molecule: messenger RNA, 1112 nt
Organism: Dermacentor andersoni
Lineage: Eukaryota; Metazoa; Arthropoda; Arachnida; Ixodida; Ixodidae
Product: glutathione S-transferase Mu 4-like
Biological process (GO): glutathione metabolic process
Molecular function (GO): glutathione transferase activity
Source: RefSeq, a predicted model, not a curated record